AUGCCGGCGGACCAACGAAUCCCAGGAACCGGAGUCUUUCAUAUGAACUCUGCGUCGCAGAAACCCAGGUGGACUAGGGCGAGUACAUCCAAAUGCGAUGAGGAAAAGCCCACCUGUAAGAGAUGCAGGAAGGACAAAAUCAAGUGCGAUGGAUACUUAGACCCCAGUAACACCCGACAAACCAAGCGGUCACGGGGUACUACGGCUGCAUCAUUUGUACUAGCGCACCGAUCGGAGGCAUCAAUGGCACUCUUAUCGCCACCGGUCGACUGGGGUAUUUCAGGGACGAGUACAGAGAGGUUAAUGUUCUAUCACGUCCACAGCUGUACGGUUCCGGAUUUGACAACUUCAACGCCACUCGCAAAGCUGUGGGACAACUACAUCCUACCCCUAGGCCAUUACUCAGACUCGGUCAAGCAUGCUAUCGUGGCCCUCGGUGUCGCACAUAAGGCGUUUUUGGAGGAUUCCUCUGUUGCGUCGCACAAAGCUGACAAUCCAUGGGGGCUAAGCAGUUUAGCUACAGAACAUUAUCAAAGAGCCGUUUCCGAGGCCAUCCUUGUUAUGGCAGACUUGUCGACUGUUAAUAUUCGCAUCACCCUUAUCUGCUGCCUGGUAUUCAUCUGCUAUGAGAUUGUCCGAGGUCAGUAUGAUAAGGCUGUUCAACAUCUAAGGUCUGGGGCGAAGGUGCUAGAGUUACUUCAUCAAGCAGCACUAGCGUAUCGGCACAACCCAGCCUCGGUUUCAACUUACCAUAAGUGUCUAGCUGAGACUGUUGAUAAACAUUAUGAUCAGCUCUGCGAUAUUGCCAGUAUGUUUCUAUUUGUGGGCAUGGAUACUUCGAUGCUCAUGAAAGAAAACGUUAUCCCCGAUCUAUCAUUCUUCACGCAACAAGAGAAACAAGACCAAACUAAGCCAUUCGCUAAUGCUUUAGAGGCUCGCUUCCAAUUCCACAUGGUGGCGGUAUUGUUCUGGAAGGCGUAUGGCGGGACUGUGAUGGACGCUCACGACGCAGAAUCAUCGGCAUCGUGUGCCAGCAAGGUGUCAACAGCACCGGUUUCAAAACAAGCUGAACUAAAAGAGGCCGAGACACGUUUCAAAAUGUGGUGCAUCCGCUUCGAUAGCUCUGAUGGGCUACUCCAAGAACACCUAAAGCCGAUCGACCAAGAGGGGUUUGAAUCACUACGCUUUUCUAGGCGGAGCUGGGAAGUUCUUAACUAUGCCAACUCGGCUUCCGAGAUGAAGCACGCAAAUAAAGCGGAGCUACAAGAGAUUGUCGAUAUAGCUGAAGACCUCGUUUUGUCUAAACCAAGCGCUUUGAGGCCGACUUUCUCUCUGGCGGCGGACGUUGUUCCCACGCUAUCGUAUAUAUGCGCCUUUUGCGGCAAUGAGAUAUUGGAGAGAAGAUGCGUCGAUGUACUUCGAAGAAUGAGGAGGAGGGAAGGCUUGUGGGACAGCCGAGAGAUGGCAAAUCUCCAUGAAAGUAUCCUCAAGGCUAAGUUGGAUAAUAAUUGGCAAAACGAGUACAGUCAUGAGAUUAUUCCGAAGGUUGUGAGGAGGAUAAACGACAUCUCCAUAUCUAGGAGGAAAAGGACACCUACACCUUCACUGUUGACAUUAUUUGAGGUCAAGUGA
Messenger RNA from Colletotrichum truncatum, 1632 nucleotides. Its product is annotated as C6 zinc finger domain protein. Gene Ontology annotation, biological process: regulation of DNA-templated transcription. NCBI's taxonomy places the organism in Eukaryota, Fungi, Ascomycota, Sordariomycetes, Glomerellales, Glomerellaceae. Gene Ontology annotation, molecular function: zinc ion binding; DNA-binding transcription factor activity, RNA polymerase II-specific. The record is from RefSeq and is a predicted model, not a curated record.